Thermochaetoides thermophila DSM 1495 is the source of this 450-nucleotide messenger RNA. RefSeq lists its product as uncharacterized. The coding region runs from base 1 to 450 and encodes 149 amino acids. The record is from RefSeq and is a predicted model, not a curated record. NCBI's taxonomy places the organism in Eukaryota, Fungi, Ascomycota, Sordariomycetes, Sordariales, Chaetomiaceae. The transcript has a single exon.
AUGCUUUCUCUCACUGCUACUGAAGAAAUCCGGGCCCUCACCGAGCAGCUCCGCCAGACCAACAUACCGCCCACAGCGUCCGAGCUUCUCCGGCUGAGCGAGCAGCUCCGUGCCCUGAGCGACCAACUCCGCGAGCUGAGCGAGCAGGCCAGGGCAACUGCAGCCACUGCUUCCAGUCGUCGUCCUUCCAUGUUUCUGGAGCUGGCCCCGAGCACGUCCGAUUCGUACCCUCGCCCACCCAGGGUUGAUUACAGGGCGCCCACUCAGGCCCAGCCGCAUCCGGUGCAGAAUUCCAUCCAGUCUGUCAAGCGCCGUACGUCCAGCCUUAGCAGCGAGGACUCGUCGACUGCAUCUCGGGCCCGUCUUCGCUUCCUCAAGCUCAAUCCCGUCCACUGGGGUGAGCACCUGGAUGAUCACAAGGGCGACUUCCAUGAUGUUGCUGUCGAGUGA